AUGUCGAACGACGCGAACAGGACGGCGGCGACGCAGGCGGCGGAUGACGACGAGGUCGACGACUGGGACAAGCGGAUCUUCUCCACGGGCUGCGCGCAGGAGAAUUCAAGGAUGACGGAUUGCUACUACGAGAAGAAGGACUGGCGCGCCUGUAAGAAGGAGAUGGAGGCUUUCCGCGAGUGCUGGAAGCGACAAGGGAACAAUCAGCGAACUUCUACGAAAGAUGCUUGA
Molecule: messenger RNA, 231 nt
Organism: Lasiodiplodia theobromae
Lineage: Eukaryota; Fungi; Ascomycota; Dothideomycetes; Botryosphaeriales; Botryosphaeriaceae
Product: Chch domain-containing protein
Exons: 3
Coding region: 1-231 (76 amino acids)
Biological process (GO): mitochondrial respiratory chain complex IV assembly
Cellular component (GO): mitochondrial intermembrane space
Source: RefSeq, a predicted model, not a curated record